AUGAGCGCCUUCCAGAAUGGCAGUGCUCCGGCACGAAAUAUCGACGAUGACUCCGAUAUCGAGGAGGAUGCUCUCGCCGCCGACUACAGAGAGCAGGUUCAGUACGAGGGCAUGGACGACAUGGAGGGCAACCAGAUGAGCAUGGCACAACAGACGGACGACAUCCAGAGCAGACUCGCUGCCGCUGCGCAACCGCUGGACUUCUCUGCCCCCCUCGAGGUCAAGUUUGCGAGUUACGAUAACUACUGCAGCCUGUUCCACUUCAUCCUGAACUCGGAGGGACCAGUCGACCUUGAACCACCCUCGUACUACUGGGCUUGGGACGUCAUCGACGAAUUCAUCUACCAGUUCAACUCCUUCUGCUCGUACCGAAACCGUAUCGCGCGCAAGGCUGACAACGAAGAGGAAAUCACCAUCCUCCGCGAAGCACCAAACACAUGGGGCUGCUACAGCGUAUUAAAUGUCCUCUACUCCCUCAUCCAAAGAUCGCAGAUCAACGAGCAACUGGCGGCUAUCAAGCGCAACGAGGAGCCCAUGGCAGUAGCAGGCGACUACGGAUCCAAGUCCCUCUACAGAAUGCUUGGAUACUUCUCCAUCAUUGGUCUCUUGCGGGUUCACUGCCUCCUCGGAGACUUCAGCCUUGCGCUGAAGACCCUGGAUGACAUUGAGCUCAACAAGAAGGCUAUGUUCGCGCGUGUUAUGGCCGCACACUUCACAACCUACUACUACGUGGGCUUCUCCUACAUGAUGAUGCGCCGAUAUGCAGAUGCCAUGCGCAUGUUCAGCCACAUCCUGAUCUACGUCUCGCGCACCAAGAACUUCCAGAAGAACGCCCAGUACGACUCCAUCUCGAAGAAGAACGACCAGAUGUACGCUCUGAUCGCCAUCUGCGUGGCUUUCCACCCCACCAGACUCGACGAGACGAUCCACACUGCUCUCCGCGAGAAGUACGGUGACCAGCUCUUGAAGUUGCAACGCGGUGGACCCGAGGCCCUCCCCAUCUAUGAGGAGCUGUUCCGCUCUGCGUGUCCCAAGUUCAUCUCGCCCACGCCUCCGGACUUUGACAACCCCGAGCUCAACAUCGAUCCCCUGGAGCACCACCUGUCGAUCUUCAUGGACGAGGUCAAGACCAACAUGUGGAACCCCACCGUCAAGUCAUACCUCCGUCUUUACACUACGAUGGAUCUGACGAAGCUGGCGGGCUUCCUCGACGUGGAGCCGGAGAAGCUGCGCGGCUGGCUGUUGGUUAAUAAGCAGCGAACCCGACAGAUCAGAUGGGCGGAGAACGGGCUCUUGGACGGUGAGAUAGUCAGCUCCAACGAUCUGGACUAUGCCAUGCAAGGAGACUUGAUCCACAUCUCGGAAGCCAAGGUUGGGCGCAAGCUUGUCGAUUGGUACCUCCGCAACCUGGCGCGCACAUACACACCAUAG
Drepanopeziza brunnea f. sp. 'multigermtubi' MB_m1 is the source of this 1431-nucleotide messenger RNA. RefSeq lists its product as uncharacterized. Gene Ontology annotation, molecular function: translation initiation factor activity. Gene Ontology annotation, cellular component: cytoplasm; eukaryotic translation initiation factor 3 complex. Gene Ontology annotation, biological process: translational initiation. Lineage: Eukaryota; Fungi; Ascomycota; Leotiomycetes; Helotiales; Drepanopezizaceae. The record is from RefSeq and is a predicted model, not a curated record.